UUGUGAGUUCUCGGCAGUUGUAUUCUUGUGAUCUCGAGCAAUGGCUCAUCUUCUUGGCGUGAUUGUACUAGUGGGUCUCUUGAGUGCAGUGGGAGCGAAGCCCGCUACUUCUCUCCACAGGGAUCGGCGAUUCCUCAUUGUUCCCCCAACAGCUCCCACACGGCAUCAAUUUAUUGCUGGCAUUGGUAUUCCCGUGGAUCUCCAGAGUGUUGCCAUAACGUCGGGAUAUGUGUUCAAGGCGCAGUACUUUCUGCCCACACAGGGCUCUGAUUGGCGUCCCAGUGAAGACACAUGGCAGCACGAUUGGAGGCGAAAGAGGGAUCUUACGGAGGCUACAGCUGCAAAAGUGGAGAACUACACAGCUAAUGAGAUCCUAAUUGAAGAGUCCACAGAUCCUCCAGGUGAGGACAUCGAGGAUCUCUCGUUCCUCGAUGAUGAUUACCCGUAUGAUGAGGAGAAAGCCACCAAAGAAGCAACAGAAGCUUUCUGGGGAAAACCACCCGAAGAAGAAGAUGAAAAUUAUGGAGAGAAAUCCCGUUGGAAUACCUACAAAGGACUCGAAGCUAUUGUCGCAAAAAGUGGCUUCGAUGGACGAUCCUGUAUCCUGAGAUCGAUCUGUGAGGCUGCCCUGAGACCUUUCAGUGGUAAAAGUGGUAUCCUGGCUGAAUUGCUCAACAUUGUUCUCUCUCCAUCAACAACCAACGACAAGAUCUCCGAGCAUUCAGACAAUGAGUACUUCCACGCGGAAAAGCAGGGAAAAUUGGGUGCUCCCUGUGGGGAAAUCUUCAAAAAUUGUCCCGUAUCUAUCCUGGAUAUUUUCACAGCUGUCCCAGAAGCUCUAAAUGAAGUUGUGAAGAAGAAAUUGGAAUAA
This is a messenger RNA of Lutzomyia longipalpis, 871 nucleotides long. RefSeq lists its product as uncharacterized. The record is from RefSeq and is a predicted model, not a curated record. The transcript is spliced from 2 exons. Lineage: Eukaryota; Metazoa; Arthropoda; Insecta; Diptera; Psychodidae. The coding region runs from base 41 to 871 and encodes 276 amino acids.